This is a messenger RNA of Trichobilharzia regenti, 1944 nucleotides long. The record is from the annotation of a GenBank genome assembly. Lineage: Eukaryota; Metazoa; Platyhelminthes; Trematoda; Strigeidida; Schistosomatidae.
AUGAGUGAGGUAGUUCAUGGUUCUACAACAAAACGAAUGCAUGCGGUAGCUGCACUGAAAAAGGUUAAGAAAAAUAUCAGAAAGCACUAUGAUGAUGAAGAAGCUCAUGAAGUUCACAGAGUAUUAUCAAGAAAGCUGUUCAGAAGUUUGGUGGAGAUAUUCGAUCUGAUUUCAUAUCCAUAUGAACAAAUACCAGAUGAAGAGACAAAUUUAGUCGGUGUCAUCGAUGAACUAUUAAUAUCAUUACAUGAUGGUCCAUUGGCUAUCGAUUCGUUAGAUGUAGAGGCAAAUGAAUUAGUAGAGAUACUUACUUCUCCUAUGUGGCGUGGUUUCGCUUAUGCUUAUACUGAAGUAGCAACGAAACACUUUGAUAUGCCUGAGUUACCUGAGAUCGCCUUCAAUAUGUCAGGUUUAGGUGGUACUUAUACAACCUUGGGAAGUUUAAUGGCUAGUAAAAUAUCUAAUAUGCAUGUACCUACUAAAAGUUAUGGAGAUAUAACUGUUAAAGAUGAUCGUAAUGGAAUUAUAAAUGAUCCUUAUGCUUCAAGAUCUGUUAUUUAUGGUAUCGGUAGUGAUAAAGGUUAUAUUGAUUUGAGAAAAAAUGAAGCUACACUUACUGGAGGUGGCGAGGGACCGGCACUGCCACCUGUUGAAGGUGCAGUUAAAAUGGUUGGAAUUCAAAAGAAUUACGGAGAAGAUUUGGGUAUUACAGUAGUUCAACAACAAUAUAUGUCUGCACAUUAUGGUUUAGUAAAAGAACUAGUCAUCAAGCGUAUUUUAGCAGCAUCUCAUGUUGAACAACUUGAUCUACUCCAUGAAGGUGAUGUUAUUCGUGAAGUAAAUGGUGUAGCAGUUGAUAAUCCUGAAGUAUUACAAAAAGUAUUAAAAAAUGCAUCAGGCAACGUCACUUUAAAAAUUAUUCCUGGCUAUCAGUCAACACCACUUUCAUCCCAACUUUUCCUCAGAGCUCAUUUUUCCUAUGAUCCAAAAAAUGAUAAUUUAAUUCCAUGUAAAGAAGCUGGUUUAGCAUUUUCAGCUGGUUCUAUUCUUCAAGUACUCAAACAAGAAGAUCCUUAUUGGUGGCAGGCAAGACAUCAUAAUCAAGAUGGUCGUGCUGGUCUCAUUCCAUCAAUUGUUUUACAAGAAAGACGUAAAGCCUUUAUUCAAAGUGCUCCAAAUCCAGAAGACUUAACGUAUAAAAUGUUUGCCUGUGGACUUGCUAGACGUAGAAAGAAAAAGGUGACUAUACCAUUUUGUGCAAGAGACGCUGACAAUUAUGAUACAAAAGACCUUGUAAUUUAUGAAGAAGUUGCUAUGGUAUCAGGUUUUCAACGUCCUGUUGUUUGUUUAAUUGGUGCACCUGGUGUUGGUCGUCGAAGUCUACGAAAUAUGUUAAUUCGUGCUAAUAGAGAAAGAUAUGCAUCAGCUGUUGCACACACAUCAAAAGAAUUAGAGCCUGGAGAAGAAGAUGACGGUGAAUUUAUUGUUGAACCAAAGGCUAAAAUGGAAAUGGAGAAUUUGAAAAAUAAGUAUUUUGAAUUUGGUGAAUUUGAAGAUAAUUUCUAUGGAACAAAAUAUGAUAGUAUACGUGAAGUUAUCAAUGCAGGACGUACAUGCCUGCUUGAUUGUUCUGCGCAUUCUGUAGCGAAAUUAAGAAAUUCUGAAUUUAUGCCAUAUGUAGUAUUUUUAGCUGCUCCAUCUGUUAGUUGUAUGAAGGCAAUGUAUGAAUACGGAAUGAGUAUGGGAUUUACUGAGAAAUGGAAAAGAGAUGAAUCAUUUCGUAAAACCCUUGAAACUAGUACAUAUAUUGAAAGUAAUUAUCGUUAUUUAAUGGAUUUAAUUUUAUUAUGUGAUAAUAUUGAAACAACUUUUGAACAGCUGAAUUAUCAUUUAAACAAUCUAUUAACAGAACCUCAAUGGGUACCAGCUAAAUGGUUGUAUUAA